CACAAGUAUUAAUUGUAGUAGCAGUACUAGUAGCAAGAACAGUCGCAACAGUAGUAGCCAUCGUAGCAACAGUAGUAGUGGUACUCGUCCCAGCAAUAAUACCAGUAGCAACAGUAGUAGUGAUCCUCGUACCAGCAAUAAUACCAGUAGCAACAGUAGUAGUGAUCCUCGUCCCAGCAAUAAUACCAGUAGCAACAGUAGUAGUGAUCCUCGUCCCAGCAAUAAUACCAGUAGCAACAGUAGUAGUGAUCCUCGUACCAGCAAUAAUACCAGUAGCAACAGUAGUAGUGAUCCUCGUACCAGCAAUAAUACCAGUAGCAAGAGUACUGGUAGGACCGGUGGUGCCCUUGACACCACUGGAAGUGGGCGUACUGGAGUAAGUAGUGUAAGACGUGACGCAGCUGUUCCGGCAGCAAAUGCAACAUUCAUUGCACAAAUCAUUUUCCCCUUGUAA
Procambarus clarkii (red swamp crayfish) is the source of this 454-nucleotide messenger RNA. The record is from RefSeq and is a predicted model, not a curated record. Lineage: Eukaryota; Metazoa; Arthropoda; Malacostraca; Decapoda; Cambaridae.